AAGAUUAGAUAAAGGGGCAUUCAGAACAGAAAAUAGGAGGCACUUGAAGCUGCUAGAUGAGAUUCUGGGAUCAAUAAGCUGCAAACAACCAAACAAGCAAGAUGGGCCGAAAUGGCCUCCUGUCAUUUGUAAACUUGAUGUUCUAAUACAGUCAUGUUCGUUAUGGUAACUGCUUUAUUGGGUUUUAAACUGUUUAGUAAAACAUGACCUAAAGUGAGUUUUUUUAAACAUUGAUAAACGUUCAUAAUAAAAUAGAUGUAAUAGUCUUUGCGAUGUGUUUAAAACACCCAACAGCAUUUAGUAGUAAUAAAAUUGAGAUUAAUUUGGUAUAAUAGUGUAAAAAGCGCUUGGUAAAGUACUUGGUUUUUAUUGAUGUCUACGUUUAUCUACACAAGGCACAAUCAUUUUGCUGCAAUGUUUUAAGUUUACCGUUUCAAUUUAAAAUGAAAAGUUAAACUGAUGACCAGGGAUCCUAGUUUUCUGCAAUAAAAAAAUGAAAUUUUGCAGUUGUAAGACGCUGAAAUGAUCCAAACACAGUGGUCUGUUUCAGUGUUUCGAUGGCCCUGCUCUUUCAGCCUCAUCUUGUUUAAGUUUCCUUGCAUUAAAUGUAUGUUUAGCGCUUCCCAUGUGUUCUACAAGGUCUGCCUGCGAGUUUAACACUAACAGCUGUGACAGAAAGACAAUGAGUUCUGGUGAUAAAUCUUCCUCCCGACCUGUGAGGGCGCUAAAGAACGGGAGGAGAAGUAUCUGGAAGGGCUGGCCUGACAGUUCGUUUCCGGGACCGGGAAGUGGGUCAGCCUGGAAGGAAGCGAGACUCUGUUGUAAGACCGUAUUGAUUUGACAGGUAAACGAGGGGCAGCUGCAAGUAAUAAGGCAGCUGCAACCGUUUACCUAGAUAUCAUGCGGGAUUACAUAUAGGGGCCAGGGUAACGCUGUUCUUUUCCUUCGUUUGGGUUAAGCCAAGGACCGAGAAGGACGAGACAGUAAAGUACUGUGAUACUGUGUAAAGAGUUGCGUGUGUGUGUGUUUGUGUUGUUUAAAUCACUGUAAAAAAAUAACUGUCUGUGUUUUUACAACCACCAGACAGCUAAAGCACAUCCGGAGCUGUCGCCUUGGGCCAGCACAAGCCGGAUCACCACUUCACGAACUGUCACCAAAUAAAAAGUAUAUUCACUCACCACCAGCACGACUGCACGCACCCGAGACGGGUGAACGUGUUUUUGUUUUCUUUAUUUCAGGACUGUAACCUGUCUUUUUCAUCCCCGCGCUCUACACAUCGUUGUGUAUUGCCGGGGUUUAUUAUUUACGGUCGCUAGACCAGGAAACCAAAUAAAUAUAAACAUUUGUCACUGGAUUACCGUUGUCUGCCUGUCACUCCUGCACCGCAUCACCGCUACACCUGUUCCCCUUACUAACCACUUUGCCACACGUGGUGUCAGAGCACGGGACUAUGGACCGCAACGCACUGAUGGAGCUGCUGCAGGCGCUGGAGAGCAGACGCGACGCAGAGGAGAGACCAGCCAGUUGGGACCCUGCCUGAUUGGGGAGGCUCAGGCAGCCUACCAAGCCAUGAGUGACCAUCACGCCACCGAUUAUGACCUGGUCAAGCAGGCUAUCCUCCGCCGCCUGAACAUCACUACGGAGACCCACCGGGCGCGGUUUAGGGAGUACCAGAGAGCCCCGGGGACACGCCCCAGGGUGGUUGCAGAGUGGUUGUGCAACCACAUGGUGCAUUGGCUGACCCCCGGGAAGAAGACCGCCCAGCAGAUGGGGGAAGCCAUUGUGGUAGAGCAGUUUUGCCAUGUGGUUGGCGCCGAGACCCAGGCGUGGAUACGGCGCCACAACCCCGACACCCUGGAGGAGGCGGUCAAAUUGGCGGAAGAUUUUGAGGACUCCCUGACUUCUGCCCGGAUCGGGAUCCUGUCGGCCCCUGCCCUUCGGAGCAGCCGACCUCUCCCUCCCUCUCCUCCAACACCACCACCACCACCCCCCGCGUUCCAGGGACCCAGACCUCCUAGAGCACCGACCCCAUUGGGCCCCCUUGCCUUCCCCCCAUGGAGACCAAGGUUGACCCCCAGCGGGGGUAGAGGUGCUGCCCCUGCCCCGUUGCCAUACCAGCAGCGGGACAGAUUUCUAACCUAUGCCCCCUCUGUCACUCCUAUCUGUUUUAGGUGCCACCAGCCGGGACAUCUGGCCAGGUCAUGCCCCGCUGCCAUGGAGUGUGACGUGCCGCGUGCAAUUGGGCACCUGAAACUGACAGCUAAAGCACAUCCGGAACUGUCGCCUUGGGCCAGCACAAGCCGGAUCACCACUUCACGAACUGUCACCGAAUAAAAAGUGUAUUCACUCACCACCAGCACGACUGCACGCACCCGAGACGGGUGAACGUGUUUUUGUUUUCUUUAUUUCAGGACUGUAACCUGUCUUUUUCAUCCCCGCGCUCUACACAUCGUUGUGUAUUGCCGGGGUUUAUUAUUUACGGUCGCUAGACCAGGAAACCAAAUAAAUAAAAACAUUUGUCACUGGAUUACCGUUGUCUGCCUGUCACUCCUGCACCGCAUCACCGCUACACCUGUUCCCCUUACUAACCAGUUUGCCACACAACACAUUACCAUCAACGUGCAAUUUGUCCUUGCCAAACUCAAUGACCUGAUCUUUCAGGGUGAUUUUUAUUGUUUUCAGCAUCUUUGAACAGCUCCGAAUACUGAAGUAAACUGA
Molecule: messenger RNA, 2718 nt
Organism: Acipenser ruthenus (sterlet)
Lineage: Eukaryota; Metazoa; Chordata; Actinopteri; Acipenseriformes; Acipenseridae
Product: zinc finger protein with KRAB and SCAN domains 5-like
Exons: 2
Coding region: 1570-2334 (254 amino acids)
Molecular function (GO): zinc ion binding; nucleic acid binding
Source: RefSeq, a predicted model, not a curated record